This is a messenger RNA of Corythoichthys intestinalis (scribbled pipefish), 3826 nucleotides long. RefSeq names its product protein Bouncer-like. Gene Ontology annotation, biological process: sperm-egg recognition. The transcript has 3 exons. Gene Ontology annotation, cellular component: membrane. Bases 375 to 818 code for a protein of 147 amino acids. NCBI's taxonomy places the organism in Eukaryota, Metazoa, Chordata, Actinopteri, Syngnathiformes, Syngnathidae. The record is from RefSeq and is a predicted model, not a curated record.
GAGAAGCAACCAGCCUGAAAAUGUUCAUUUAACGUCGCCUACAACAGAACAGUUUAAUAUAAUAUGGAACAAGCAGUGCCAUUAUCCUCCCCCUCAUGGAGAGAUUUUUUCCAUUGUGUUACACAUGUUAAAAAUGCUAAAACCGAAAAAAACAAAAACAAAAAAAACCAGGCAAUUUUUACAUUCAAUUCAAUACAACAUCCUUCUGGUGGUCAUCCAGUUACUUGUUGGACAGUUUGCUCUUUUAGGGUAUAUACAGCACUUGGUAUGUGCUGAUCGAAUGCGGAGGCAUCACUGACUAAUCCAAUUUGGAACCUUCCCGACUUCUUUACAGCACUCAAGGUGGAAGGAACAAGAAAAGUAUCGCGGUGACAAUGAAAGGACUAACAUUCUGUGUUUUGGCUGUCAUUAUGUUCAUUUAUGUUCAAGGUGAGGAAGAAGAGACGCUGGAGCAGGUGGUGGAGGCGGCAGGGUUUAUAGAGGAGGAGGAACUGCUGCAGUGUUUCCGUUGUGACCUGGGAUUUUGGGACGCAUGCUACACCACGGAAACCAACUGCAGCCUCGGGGAACGAUGCUUCACGGGCCGCGGGAAGGCAGUUGACUCCUUGGAUGUCAAGACACUAGGCUGUGUGAAACUGGAGGAGUGUAAUGUGGAGACCACCGUAGAAUUCUUCAACAACACCAUUUUUGUCAUGACCAAACACUGUUGUGACACCCCCUUCUGUAACAUUGCAUUCAAACCUAAGGUUGACACGCUUUUAUGCAUCACUGUCGCGUUCCUGAUAUCCUGGUGCACUGUAGUUGAACCAACACAUUGAAAUGCCAACAUUUAUUCAUUCUAUGUGCUGCCAAUAUGGGGGUUGAGGGAGUGGAUAGGGUAAUAAAACAUGUUGAAAAUGAAAAUUCAUCAGUGGCACACAUUUUUUCAUAGCCUGUUGUACAGCAAAGGAAAGCACAAUUUUGUCAGACACAUUUUGUCUUAAUCUAUAACCACUUCAUUUAACUAAACAGUGGUGGGGAUCCUUUUCUUAUCAGAGGCCAUACUAAAUUUAUAAUAGAGAAUACUAUGUGACAAUCGAACAAUGAUUACAAUAACACAUGAGCAUUUGUGGGUUGAAUAAUUUUGAGAUUCUUACAGCAUUUCAGCUGGGUUUUUAAUUAUUUGUAGAAUUGCAUCACAGAGUAGAUCAAAUGUUCCUUUAGGACUAAUAGUUUAUUUGUUAGAACCACAGGAUGAGCAAUAACAGUAACAACUUGUAACUUUACCGACUAACAAGAAAAUCAAGUGGGUAAACACGUGCUAAGAUUUCAAUACAACAAAUUCAACAAUUAUGUCAUGAAAGUAAAAUGGGCAAACUGUAACUAAAAAAACACUUGAAUUCUUGCCCCUAAUCUGGUAAUUUAUUUGGUGACAGUUCAGAUGUUUUAAAUCUGACCAGCAGAGGGCAGAAGUUCCUCUUUCAUGAAGCUAUUCAGAUCCAGAUUGUCAUCAUCCAGGUCCAGGCUCAUAAAUUUCACCACCAAAGUCCUGUAUCUGUAAAACAAACAGGUGACAGUCUCACACAGAAUUCCUUCUACUGGAUAAUGGACAAACCUAUCUGCCUGUUCAUCUGUUGAAACAUGGUCAACACGUGGGAUGGCUUUUCCUGUUCUGUAGAGCUCAGACACGUCAACCCCUCUCUGUACGAUGUUUGCAGGCAGGCCAGCCAGCCUUGCCACAUUGGCAGCGUAACUGGACUGGCAGAUGCCUGGCUUCAAUUGGUAAAGGAAAACCAAUUCAUCACCAUCUAGUGCUGUCUCUAGAGUCUGAAACAGAAACAUUACAUGAAUGCAGUCCUUGUUGGACGACACCAAUCAUCAGUAACAGUCACUGGGUUCUUUUGUUGUCUCCAAAGGUCUGCAGCAGAUUACUUUGGUCUCAUAAAACCUUUUCCUGCACUCUAACGCCCAAGGCUGCUGUUUAAAUAUUGCAGUUAGAGCAUCUGCCGGUACCAGAAGAGAAAGCAUGCUGGAAGUAGGCAAUAGGCCCAGCUGCAGCAGACUGUGAAAGUUUGUGGCCAGCAGGACGUGAGGAACAUCCGAAGGAGCCAUUUUCAGCCAGUGUGAAACGGUUGCUGCCAGCAAAGACAAGCCAUCAACCUGUAAGAGAGACAUUAGCGUUAAGUCCAAAGUUAAAUUGAAAUUGUCACAUAAAGCCUUGGGCGCUUGCCACAGUGCACAGUCCAAACUAAUAAAAUGUGACAUUGCCAACACAAGUAAAUUGUGAUUUAUCACCUUUACCACUUUCAUUUUUAUCUACUGUGUGAUUUUCUAGAAAUAGCCUUAGUCACGCACGCCUUUAACAAUAGGACUUUAAGUGAUUGUCGACAUGGCCAAAAUGUCCAAUAAAAAGUCUGCAGUCGUUUCGAUGUGCAAGAAUUCUGGUGUAAAUGUUUCCUCUGAGAUGAGGAGUGCUGCAGUUUUAGCACUUGGCGGUAAUAUAGCUUCCAUUUGUGUUGCCUCUGAGGUAGGGCACACUCUUUAAAACAAAAACUGCUUUCCUGUGCAUGUUGAUGCAGAUAUAGUCAACCUACGCUUUUAGGACACCAAAUGUAAGUUCAUAAAUAUUUUGUAAAAUAGUAUUUUAUCAAGUGUGAAGCUUUAUCCUGUUGUUCUUAGUGGUCAUUUAAAUAAAAUCUCGAAUGCUACAAACCAGAUUUACUUGUUUAUAUUCAUUUACAAAAUAACGUUCAAUGUUGCCAUUGCAGGUUUUGUAUUAAUGAGGACAUGAAGGCAAUAAUAUUUUUGUUCUCACAGUGUUUGUCCCUUUCCCAAAUUCAUCGAUGAGUACUAAUGAGUUUCCUGUGCUGCUGUUGAGUGCCUGGGACAUCUGAAAAAUGAAAAAACAAAACAGUUAAUUUGCUGUCACAUGUGGUUAUAUUAUUAUUAUUAUCUUAUAUAUAUAUAUAUAUAUAUAUAUAUAUAUAUACAGUGGUACCUCUACAUACGAAUUUAAUUCGUUCCAGGACCUUGUUUGUAAGUCGAAAUGGUCGUAUGUCGAGCAGGAUUUUCCCAUAGGAAUACAUUAUAAUUCCAUUAAUUCGUUCCAAAGCCUAAAAACAUACACUAAAUUCUUAAUAAAUACUGCUGGCACUGUUACAAAUGGCAAUUAAACAUAGAAAAACAAAUAAGUUAUAAAUAAAUAAGUCAGAAUAAUAUAAUAAUAAGAAGAAUAAUUAAUAAUUAUUCCUGUAAAUAAUGUAACGAAUUGGAUUCUAAUAUGGCGGACACUUUUUACUGUCCCUGAACGCACCGCGAAGCUGACGUCACGGUGAGAUAGGUCGGUGCGGUAGAGAUAAUACUUUCGUUUUCUUGAGAGCAGUCAACUGCUUAAGACAAUGGGCGUUUUGUGUUGGAUAAGUUCUUAAAUAAAUGAUAAAAACGUGACGAAGCUGGCGAUUUCCUUGGCAAUGUUACCACAAUAAUAAUUGUCACCUUAACUUAUAAAUAGUGGCGAACGGUGGUCGGAAGAGGACCAUGGAGCUGUAUUGUUGAGCCAGUUCAGGGACGCGCACACCAAGCUCAUAUUUUUCUAUAACUUGCAUCUUCAUUUCAAAGGUAAGCAUCACUUUUUUCCUUGUUUCUCCAACUGUAUCAACUUUUUUUGAAAACUGUGUUGAUUUCUCACACAAGAAAAUCCACCGUGCGUUCGUUUGCAGUGCUGUCAUGUCGUCGUAUUUCGAGCAACUCGUCGGAUGUAGAAACAAAUGGCGGCUCAAAUUUUACGUCGGAUGUCGAAAAGAUCGUGUGUCGAAGUGAUCGUAUGUAGAGGUACCACUGUAUAUAU